AAGAAGCUGUCUGAUUGUCAGUUUGAAGUUUCCGCAUCGCACGUGUCUUAGAAACAUCUCGACGUCUUUUCGUCAAACUUUUCUUACAUCCGGUGUCUAAUCAAACUCCAUUUGCCCUGAAGUCGUCGACUGAAGAACAUCUCUCAUAGCUGAGCAAGUUGCAUUCUGAAAAUAUAAGUUCUCCAAUAAGUUUUUGAAAAUUUUGAAGAAAUAUCUGAAAACAAGUUGCGAUGGAGUCGAUUGGAGAUGCAAAGCCACAAGAGGUGCCUGUGACCCAAAAGCAGGAGGAGGAGUUCACUGAAUUGGCUAUGGAAACUGUCGAGAAAGGGCCAGCUGAGGCUAUGGCUGACGGCGAAGGGGUCGAACUAGGGGCUCUAGCCGUCCCCAUCGAUCAGCCGAUCAAUGAAGUCGAGGAAGCUAUGGAGAAGAAAACAUUGACAUCCAUAAUUACGCUACCCGAAGCCAAGCGGUUCUGCUCAGCUGAGCGGACAUCUAAAAUGAAUCCGGAGUUGGUGGUGGCGCUGGUCGAUAGGAGCCAUGCGACCGGCUCGAUCACCCUCAGCCAAUGGCAUCUGGUGGAGGCAUCAUUGAAAGAGGCCAUGAUGAAUUUGAUGAGUAAUACCGGCAUAAAGCCCGCUAGGUUCGAGGAUGCCGGCUGGAAGGCCGGAACCAAGCUCAUCCAUUGCCUCGAUGAUUACUCUCUCAAGUGGCUCUGCGCUACUGUGGAGGCAGUGCAGCCGCCGUGGCCCAACGCUAAGCUGGCAAUUGUCCACCAGAACUGCCAACUACCGCUAGUCAGGGCCAACGUGAGUUUACCCUCCGCAAUGCCGACGGAGAUAGUCGUGAAUCUGUUCAAGUGGAAGAACACUAAUACGGUCACCUCCGACUGGCAGAUGGUCAGCGGGGUCAAUGGGCAAAAGAUGCCGUUGAACAACAACGAGACUGGUGGCAUGAACUCGUCGAAGUAUGACCGCAUGGCCUGGCGCCUGAGCACUGUGUACGUUAAUUUCAAUAAGGAACCGGAAAAGCAAGCCAAACAGGCGAUGAACGAAGCGGCUGGGCAGGCUGCUGCGGAGACUCCAGUCGAAAAUGAGUUGCAAAAUGCAGAGGAAUCUGUCAUGGGCGAUCAUGACGAAAUUGAGGAGCCAUCGGAGCUGCCCAAUCGCGACGACGAUAUGGCUUAACCGGCUGAGCUAUCGUAGGUGCUAGGUGCUCUAUCGAUAUUAUCAUCGUAUUCAAGGACAGUUAAAACCAUCACAGCUUACCAGUACCUGAAGCAAAAUAUGAAGUACUUUGUCCACUGUCUUUCAGUCCUUAAAUAGUAUAAUGAAACAUUUCAAUAAAUGCGAGUUCCGAUA
Messenger RNA from Drosophila mojavensis, 1358 nucleotides. RefSeq lists its product as uncharacterized. The record is from RefSeq and is a predicted model, not a curated record. The transcript has 2 exons. NCBI's taxonomy places the organism in Eukaryota, Metazoa, Arthropoda, Insecta, Diptera, Drosophilidae. The coding region runs from base 231 to 1184 and encodes 317 amino acids.